Molecule: messenger RNA, 3168 nt
Organism: Peronospora farinosa
Lineage: Eukaryota; Oomycota; Peronosporomycetes; Peronosporales; Peronosporaceae
Source: the annotation of a GenBank genome assembly
AUGGCAGACACGAUGGAAUCUCCCCCACCUGAUCCUCCAGCUCCUCUUAAGCUGAGUAAAAAUGCAAUGAAAAAAGCUCAACGUGCCGAGAAGAAUGGAAAUCUUCAACCAAAAAAAGAAAAAGAUCCGAAUCGUUGGGCACCUAAGAACGAGUCAAAGAAAAAGAAAAAACAUGAGCUUGAGACGUGUUCUAACGUCAUUUUUGUGAAUCGUACGCCCAAGGGACAGAAGAAGGACCUGUAUACGGAGCCUAUGUUAACUGCCUAUAAUCCCAUUGCUGUAGAGGCUUCAUGGCAAGAUUGGUGGGAAGCUUCGGGCUUUUUUUCAUGUUCAGAUGAAAAGAUUCGGGCAGCUGAUCCUGAGAAACGUUUUGUCAUGGUCAUCCCUCCCCCCAAUGUCACGGGUUCACUUCAUUUAGGUCAUGCUUUGACUGUGGCAAUUCAAGACGCACUUACACGUUGGCAUCGUAUGUUGGGUCAUGCAACAUUGUGGGUGCCUGGUACAGAUCAUGCUGGUAUUGCUACACAAUCGGUCGUGGAGAAGAGACUAUUAAAAGAAGAAGGAAAAAGUCGUCAUGAUUUAGGACGAGAAAAGUUUCUAGAACGUGUAUGGGACUGGAAAAAUCAGUAUGAAAGCCGCAUUCAUCACCAAUUUCGAAGUGUUGGCUGCUCUGUCGAUUGGGAUCGCAAGUAUUUUUCCAUGGACGACAAUUGUAGUCGUGCUGUACGUCACGCUUUCUGUAAGCUUUGGGAAGAGGGACUUGUGUACAGAGCUACGAGGAUGAUCAACUGGAGUUGUAAGCUCAAGACGGCACUCUCUGAGAUUGAAGUCGACUACAUUGACAUUGAGAAACGCACGAAACUAGCGGUACCUGGACACAACCCGGACCGCAAAUACGAGUUUGGUGUGCUUACGUCAUUUGGAUACCAAGUGGAAGGAGCGAUGGAUGAGCAAAUUAUUGUCGCUACGACGCGACUCGAGACUAUGCUGGGCGACUCGGGUGUCGCCGUGCACCCCGAUGACCCGCGCUACAAGCACUUGCAUGGCAAGUUCGUGAUUCAUCCGUUUAAUGGCCGUCGCAUCCCCAUUGUACUAGACCCUGUCCUGGUCGACAUGACCUUUGGUACAGGUGCCGUCAAGAUUACGCCUGCCCAUGACCCAAAUGAUUACGAAUGCGGCAAGCGUAACAACCUCGAGUUUAUUAACGUGCUUACGGACGAUGGCGCGAUCAACGAAAACGGCGGUGAGUUUGCUGGUAUGAUGCGCUAUGACGCGCGUAUUGCCGUUGAGAAGGCCCUUGAAGCAAAGGGACUGUAUCACGGCAAGGAGGACAACAAGAUGCGGUUGGGCAUUUGCUCGCGUUCUGGAGACGUCAUUGAACCACUCGUCAAGCCGCAGUGGUUCGUCAACUGCGACCAGAUGGCGAAGGAUGCCAUGGCUGCUGUCACGAACAAGGAGCUGAUUAUCGUACCGGAAUCACACGAGAAGACGUGGUUCCGUUGGCUAGAGAAUAUUCGUGACUGGUGCAUCUCGCGACAGCUGUGGUGGGGCCACCGCAUCCCGGCCUACUUUAGUCGCAUCAAGGGCGAAUCCUUUGUCGACAAGAAUUCAGACGAUGCUAGCAACCGCUGGUUUGCUGGAACCUCUGAAGAAGACGCGCGUAAAAAAGCUUCGAUCAAGCUCGGCGUUGCUGAGGAUCAGAUCGAGCUGGAGCAGGACGAGGAUGUUCUCGACACAUGGGUGAGUGCUGGUCUGUUCCCGUUCGCGGUGUUCGGUUGGCCUGAAAAUACAGGCGAUUGUGAAAACUUUUAUCCGACGGACCUGCUGGAAACAGGCUAUGACAUUCUAUUCUUCUGGGUGGCGCGUAUGGUGUUCAUGGGCCAGAAGCUUACGGGCAAGCUGCCGUUCAAGACAAUCUAUUUGCACUCGAUGGUGCGCGACAAGUACGGUCGCAAAAUGUCCAAGAGUCUGGGGAAUGUCGUGGAUCCGCUUGAGAUCAUUGCCGGUUGUACUCUGGACGACUUGUUUAAGAAACUGGAGAACGGUAACUUGCCAGAGAAAGAGGUGGAGAAGGCUAAGAAGGGCCAGAAGCUGGACUUCCCACAAGGUAUUCCAGAGUGCGGUGCAGACGCACUUCGUUUUGGUCUAUUGGCUUACACGCAACAGGGCCGCGACAUUAACCUAGACAUUGGCCGUCUGGUUGGGUACCGCAACUUUUGUAACAAGCUGUGGAACGCCGUUCGUUUUGCCAUGUCCAACCUUGAGGGUGGUUUUUCGGCUGCCGAGAACGUUGCUGACACGGUCCUGUCCAAUGCUGUCGUGGGCUCUCGUGACCGCUACAUUCUGAGUCGUUUGAACCACGCCAUUAAGGUGUGCAAUGACUCGUUCGCUGCGUAUGAGUUCGGUGAGCUUACAAACGCCUUGUACAACUUCUGGCUGUACGACCUUUGUGACGUGUACCUUGAGCUGACGAAGCCUGUGAUCGUCGAUGAGGAUGCCGAAGCUAAGCUCACAGCGCAGCAGACGUUGUACGUGUGUCUGGAGUUCGGUCUUCGUCUACUCCACCCGAGCAUGCCGUUCGUGACGGAGGAGCUAUGGCAGCGUCUACCGGGCAAGCGUGCGACCGCUAGUAUUACGAUCGCGCCGUACCCGCUCCCUAUGGAGGGCUGGACGAAUCCGGAGGUUGAGGCGAAUAUGGAGCUUGUGAAGGAGGUUAUUCACGCUGCGCGUUCCGUGCGUGCCGAGUAUGACCUGGCAAAAAGUGUGCGUCCGCAGUUCUUCAUUAAGUGCAUUGACAACGACGUGAAAGCGGUGAUGGAGGCGCAACUCGAUGACUUCGCCACACUGGCCAAGGCAGGCGAUUCCAAGUGCAUUGUGGACGAGGAGGCCCCACCAGGCUGCGCUAUGCACAGUGUCAACAACAAGGUGCAAAUUUUCGUGCUACUCGCUGGCCUGGUGAACUUUGCCAACGAGAUCAGCAAGUUGGAGAAGAAGUUGACGAAAAUUACGCCGUCUCUUGCUAGCUUGGUGAAGAAGAUGAGCCGUGAGGAUUACGAAAAGAAGGUGCCGGAGAACGUACGCGAGGCUGAUGCCGCAAAGAAGGUAGCUCUGGAAACGGAAGAAGCUGGCAUACACCGCGCUAUUGCCGAGUUCAAGCGCCUUUUGUAG